AUGGCAUUUGCAACAUUGGUAUUAAAAGAAAUGAUUAUCAAAUCAACUGCUUUUUUAAUUCUAAUACAUUUAGUGAUAAUAAAAACUACCCGUGGAUACUUAGGAUGUCCUCUUAGUUUAGUACCUUGUUUAAAUAAAACACAUUGCAUAAAUAUUGAGAAAGUUUGUGUUGGUAAUAAUAAGUGUGUUGAUGAGCAAGGAAAGAGUAUUUGUCAUUAUUGUCCAACACAUGAAUCUGAUUUAAUAGCUUGUGUAACUCAUAUUGAAUCUCACCUUUCGUUUGAUUGCUUAUCACCUCAUCAAAUAUGUGAUAAUAUAAAAGAUUGUCAUAAUAAUGAAGAUGAACAUUUAUGUGAUAUAAAAAAAUGUAAGUUUGGUUUUGUAUUUUGUGCAAAUGGUACAUGUAUUGAAAACAGUCGUAUUUGUGAUGGAAAAAAAGAUUGUCCAGACGGAAGUGAUGAAGGUGCUCAUUGUUCUAGUAUCUCAUGUGAACCGGAUAAAAUUCAUUGUCCAACAGGUGAAUGUAUUCAAAAAUCAAAGAUGUGUGAUGGUGCCCCAGAUUGUUCUGACGGAUAUGAUGAACAAAAUUGUACACAUUUAACAUCAACAGUACCAAAUUUGCGUUCAAUAUCAUCAAAUACAUUUACUUGUUCAUCAUCAUUAACACUUAUACAGCCAAUAACUAUAUCGAGUGAUCGUGUUUGUGAUGGAUAUAAAGAUUGUCCUAUGGGUGAUGAUGAACGAGAUUGUACAGAUGAAUGUACGUCAAAAUCUAUAUGUAUUACAAAUGUUAAUGUGACUUGUAUUCAACAUCGAGCAGUUGAUAAACUUUGUCGAUGUACGAAACAAGGCUAUCGAUUGACAAAAAAUUCAUUAAAAAAUAAUACGCAAAUAUGUCAAGAUUUUAAUGAAUGUAAUGAUUCUCUUCGUACAUAUUGUUCAUUUAAUUGUUUAAAUACAGAUGGCAGUUUUAACUGUACAUGCCCAUUGGGUUUUGCUAUUGAUGAAAACACAAAAAUAUGUCGAAAAAUAAAUAAUCAAUCAAAAGCUAACUUAUUAAUAUUAUUUGAUAAUAAUAUUAUUCUCUAUAAUAUUUUGAAUAAUACUGAUCAUUAUUUAUCAAAAUUAUUAAAUACAACUGAUCUUACAAAAACUCAUCAUUUUGAUCGUAUACAAUAUGAUUCAAAUGCAAAAUUUGUUAUCUAUUAUGAUCAAAUACAAAGUGCUAUUUUAUGUUUUAGUACAUUAACUACAAUUAUAAAACCUAUAGUCCUUAUUUCUAAUGUGAUUGUUCAAGAUUUGGCAUACAAUGAAAAUGAAAAAACUUUAUUUAUUAUUGAAAAUCAAUCACAAACAUUACGAAUGUAUACACCAAUUACUUGUGAUAUUCCAUUUCAUAUCAAAAUGCAUUCUUGGCAAUUGAAUAAUAUUUCAAAUUCAAUACAAUCAAUUGUAAUUGAUGUUUUUAAUAGACAAAUUAUUUUUUCUUCUCCUUAUCAAUUUAUGAAAUCAAAUAUGUCCCAACCAAAUUCAACGAAAGUUUUAUAUACAAGUGAUCGUGAAAUAAAAAGAUUUAUUUAUGAUGCUUCGUUCAAACGCAUAUUUUGGACAGUAACCGAUGUCAACAAUAGUAGUCAAUUCCCCGUUCAUACCUGCGAUAGUGAAUUUAAACAAUGUCAUGAUACAUCAAUACGUUUACCAUUUGCAUGGCCAUUUGCAUUUUUUAAUGAUGGUCUACUCUAUUCAUCCUCAUCCUUACAAUCUUUAGAUAUAAUUCAACUGUAUGGAAACGAUCGUUUUUCUAAUAAUUUUAUAACAUCAACACGAGAACAUAUUCGUUCAUUUCUACCUAUUGAUAAUCAACCGGUUGCAUCAGUGAAUCUCUGUGAAAAUUAUUCAAAAACACGUUGUGAAAAUAAACUUUGUUUACAAAUAAAUUCAACAGAAAUCAAUUGUUUAUCAAUUGAUGAAAAUAUCAUAACAAAACAAUUAAUAACAUCAACAACAAGUACUACGAGUUCGACUAUACAGAGUGAAACACAAUCAGUUACAUAUAAUGAUCAUAUUACUGAAGCAGCAGAUCAGCGAAAAAAUUAUCGAUAUAGACCACGGAAUACUAUACUUUUUUUAAUUAUUGCUUUCACUAUUUUAGCAGCCAUAUUGGCAAUUUUUGUUAAACGUUGUCAAGCUUCUCGUAAUCAAAGAGCAUUACCUAAUCAACAAAAUAAUAAUGAACAAAGUUUAUCAACAGAAGAUCCAAAUUUAGAUGAAUUUACUGUAACAUUUGAUGAUCGAAUAAUGGAACAAUCUGCUGAUAAUGCUGGGGACCGGCUGCCACUAACCGAUUACUUGCAUUAUUAA
Rotaria sordida is the source of this 2361-nucleotide messenger RNA. The record is from the annotation of a GenBank genome assembly. Lineage: Eukaryota; Metazoa; Rotifera; Eurotatoria; Philodinida; Philodinidae.